This is a messenger RNA of Diospyros lotus (date-plum), 705 nucleotides long. RefSeq lists its product as uncharacterized. Lineage: Eukaryota; Viridiplantae; Streptophyta; Magnoliopsida; Ericales; Ebenaceae. The transcript is spliced from 3 exons. The record is from RefSeq and is a predicted model, not a curated record. Bases 167 to 514 code for a protein of 115 amino acids. Gene Ontology annotation, molecular function: phenylpyruvate tautomerase activity.
CGAGGUUUCUGGUAAGGCCAAAAAGCACUUAUCUGCAAGCUUCUUAAUUUGAAACCAACCAUUUGGUGCCUUUGCCUCGAGCUUUAAGCCUCAAACUGGUUGAACUGAUCUCUCUGAGCUUACCUGAAAUACUAAUAAACUAGUCGUAGAAGAAGAAGAAGAAGCAAUGCCCACUUUGAAUCUGUUCACGAAUGUUCCGGUAGAUGCUGUGGUUGCGUCUGACAUUCUGAAGGAUGCCACUAAAGCUGUUGCCAAAGUCAUUGGCAAGCCCGAGUCUUAUGUGAUGAUACUGCUGAAUGGAGCAGUGCCUAUGGCAUUUGCCGGUACAGAAGAACCAGCUGCAUAUGGAGAGUUGAUCUCCAUUGGGGGCCUAGGGCCCAGUGUUAAUGGAAAAUUGAGUUCAACAAUUGCAGAUAUUCUUGAAACAAAGCUCUCUGUAGAUAGCUCGCGGUUUUAUAUCAAAUUUUAUGAUGUUCAGCGCCCAUUCUUCGGGUUUAAUGGCUCAACAUUUUGACUGGGGUGUACUCAAAGCAACAGAUAAGUCGGAGGAGGUGUUGAAUAUUGAAACUCAUGCUCCAUGUGGCCAUUUUCAUACCUUUCUAUGUAAUCCCUCUUUGGAGAGAGAGGAGAACUCCAUGAAUUCGUCUGUCAUGGGUGAAAACUUCGUUCUAAUAUUAGUCAAGAUAUUGCUUGAUUUUGUUUGCA